This is a messenger RNA of Sphenostylis stenocarpa, 588 nucleotides long. The record is from the annotation of a GenBank genome assembly. NCBI's taxonomy places the organism in Eukaryota, Viridiplantae, Streptophyta, Magnoliopsida, Fabales, Fabaceae.
AUGAUCGCCGUCCUCCAGCUGGCUUCCAGAAAGAAACGCCUCUCCAGCAGGUGCGCUUCCUUUGUUUGCUUUGGUUGCGCCUCUGCAAGGCUUGAUACUAAAUCUCAUCUUAGAGUGGGCCAUGCCAAACAUCAUGAUGUCUCUUCAGGGACCCUGGUUUCCACCAAGGGCAUGCAUCCUUCUGAUAAUGGAAAUGGUGAUAGUAGAAAGGUUGCACUUAAAAGUAGCUUAAAAAGGCGAGAAAAUAAACAACCAGCUCCUGUUGAGGCUGUUUCCGAACAUGAGGCAUCGGUAGGAAAAGGGAAUAAUGCUCAUGGUCAAACAGGGAGAAGGGAAGUUCAAUGGACAGAUGCUUGUGGUAGUGAGCUUGUUCAAAUACAAGAAUUUGAACCCAGUUUGGAAGUUCCUGAAAGUCUUGGGGCUUUGAUUGAAAACGGUUUGCAUUUUCAUGAGAUCCCUUUCCUCACCAUGUUCUCUCUAUUCACUGGCUUCAACAUUUUGAAGGAUUUCUCCAUUGAAAAUUGCGAAGUGUCAGUUGAUGAAUUUGACAAUGGGAAUAACAAAACUUGCUCCUGUGCUAUAAUGUAA